Molecule: messenger RNA, 6807 nt
Organism: Homarus americanus (American lobster)
Lineage: Eukaryota; Metazoa; Arthropoda; Malacostraca; Decapoda; Nephropidae
Gene: TBCB
Product: tubulin-folding cofactor B-like
Exons: 7
Coding region: 108-845 (245 amino acids)
Biological process (GO): tubulin complex assembly; post-chaperonin tubulin folding pathway; cytoplasmic microtubule organization
Cellular component (GO): nucleus; cytoplasm; microtubule plus-end
Molecular function (GO): alpha-tubulin binding; microtubule plus-end binding
Source: RefSeq, a predicted model, not a curated record
GGAGGGUCAGGGUCCAGUGAGUCACUCUAGGUGUUGUCAGUCAGCUCCAUUGAUCACUAACUACACCCUUCACUCUCCACCCCUGCCAGACACUUAAGCAUACAGUCAUGGGUGACCAAUACCAAGUGAUCACGGCCCCGCUGGUCAACGUGCGCAUCACCAGCAGCCUUAAUAGUUUUAUGGCUGAGAAGAGAUUUGACCGUGGACUGACCAUCGGUGACUUUAAGGGUCGCCUCGAGCUCAUAACGGGAGCCUCAUGUGGGUCGAUGUCUCUGGAAGUUUUUGACGAAAAUGAUAAACUGGUUUGUGCCCUUAACGACGACAGUGCCCUCCUAGGAUCCUUCAACGUGGAGGAAAACUACCGGAUCCAUGUUACAGAUAACUCCAAAAAAAUGGGGGAAUUUGAGGACUUGUCAAAGGUUGAAAAAUACGAGCUGUCUGAAGAGGAAUAUAGCAAACGAAAUGACAGUGUACGAUCAUUCCUGUUGAAGAACAAGCUGGGCAAGUAUAAUGCAGAGGAACAACAGAAACUCCAGGAGGAGAAGGAAGCUCUUGAGAAAGUUGAGAAGGAGAAAGCAGAAACAAUUACUGUGGGAAGUCGCUGUGAGGUAAGAGUUCAGGGUGAAGCUGUGCGCCGCGGAGAAGUCAUGUACGUUGGCAAGGUGCACUUCAAGUCUGGCUUAUGGGUGGGCGUCAAAUAUGAUGAGCCCCUCGGCAAGAAUGAUGGAAGCAUCGGUGGUAAACGUUACUUCGAAUGUCCCAUGAAAUAUGGAGGAUUCGCUCGACCAGCGUUUUGUGAAGUUGGAGAUUUUCCUGAAAUAAAUUAUGAAGAUGAUGAGAUGUAAGCUUAAGUUUAAGUCGUACAUGUAGUGAUACUCACCAUAUUUUUCACAUUGAAGAUACUUUACGUUUAAUUUCUGGUGAUAAUUUUAUGCUAUGAUAUUUUUUCUUAAUGAUGAGAGAAAAGCUUUGAUGCUGUGACAUGGGUAGAAAGAUUAGAAGUGUCUAUCAACAUGAAACUAUUGUAGUGGCCCAACUGUAAUGGUGUAACCGUCACAAGAAAACUUCCACACAUUAGUAAGGUGCCUCCAGCAAUACAUUAAACUGUAUUUGUAAUAAUUGCUCAAAACAGAGGUUCAACAUCUUUCUCAUUCUUAUAUUGACCUUCAUAAGAAAUGUUAUAAUUUGGGUAUUUUCCAUAGUAUAAUUUACUGGGUUUUGCAAGAUGCACUUUUUGUAUAUUACUGUAUUUAAGAAUUAAAGCACAGAUUAAAAAAAGUUUGUCAGCAAUCUGUGUCACUCUUUCAAAUAGAGGUGGCUCAAUGAAACUGUACUGUAACCUUUUGGAUCACUAAGCUGCUUGGCUAGUGUUUGGAAGUUAGGGCUGAGGUCAGAAUAAAGUUGUUGGAUUUAUUGAUCAGUUACCUGAAGGCAAAUGCUUCUUUGUUUAUUCUUGAAUGGAUGAUCCUCUCUGUUUCAUGGUGAGACUUUUAUUACUACUGUUUUUAUUGUUAGUUUAUGUUAUCAAUAGAGGCUUUUGGUUCCAGCUUGUAAAGAGGCAAGAAUCUGCUUUGCAUCAGUACCAUUAUUCACUGUGUGUGUUCUCAUUAGUGAUUUUUUUCUGUAAAUUAGGAAAGCUGUAGCAAUUUUGGUAAUGAGUUAGCAGUCUAGAGAUGCCUCAGACUGACCCACUGAAGAAAGGUGUGUAAACUCUAGCAUUGGCAUUACUGAUGAAUGAUGACUUGAAAAACUUAGUCAAGCUUUUGUGGUUUUGUGUUGAGAAGUUGAAUUUUGGCCUCUACUGCAUCAGACUCCUGAAGGCGGUGAAAUCAUUUUAGGAAGGUGACCAGGGUAGUGGCUGAUGACUGGCAAUAUGUAACACAUCUCUGAUUUAUCGAUGUGUCUUAGGUAACCAAAACCUUAGGUCUUACUGUGCAUCAACACCCCCAGUAGUAUAGUUUAGAGAUGAAGUUUUGAGAUUCUUUGUCUUUGAAACAGUGAGAGAUAUAGAAUGUGGGAUUGUAAUGAGCAUUUACCAAUUUUCAAUCCCAGUAAAAGGUUGGAAUGAUGGGGGAGAUGUACAAGAUGAGAGAGAUAUAAGUCGAGGUGGUUUCUUGUAUGGAAGGAUUCGAGUAAUUAAGAAUACAUGUGAAGAAGAGGAAGGGGAGAACCAAACAAUGAAAUAUAUGGUUAAAUCGAAAGAGCACAUGGGUGAGAGAGAGAAAAUAGUGUUUAUAAAAAUUGGUAAGAGGUGAUAAUUGUGAGUACUGUACAGUAUAUGAGUGAGGUAGUAAGUGGAAUGUAUGGGUGAGAUGGUUGGGUUUGUUAUAGAAAUGUGUGAAGAUAAGACUGAUGAUGAUGAGUCAGGCAUACAGUAAGUCACCCUGGUCAAGUGAUAAUGAAUCUAUUCCCUUUUUGAUCCCAGGUUUGAGAUAUAUGAGUGAAUAUAAGAACCUAUGUUUCCUUGGUGUGUAUUAGGUAAUGUUUAUCUGUAAGAGCAGAGUUCCAUUUGCUUCUUUAAAUGUUGAAUAUAUGUUUGGCUGAUUAUCUUUGAGUAUGGGAAAACAGAAUUUAUGAUGUACACGUGUUAUUGUUUGAUAGAAAUUUUGUUUUGGACGGAAUAUUAUUGUCAGAAAUCACUCACAAAAUAUGCCUAUGAAAAUAGUGUUAUAUAUAUAUAUUUUUAUACCAACAGUAAAUGCCAAAUUAUUUUGAAGUACACCUAGAUUAAAUAUGUUAUUAGAAUGAUGGAAGAAGUCAGUGGCAUCCAUGUAGUGGGCAUGAGAGCCUACAUUCUAGUUGAUUAGAUUUAUCAGUUCAGGAUUUCCCUCUAGUCAUGGGGUGUUGUCUCACUUGUGUACAGUUCAUUCUUGAGUUGGUAGAUUCGGUUUUAUGUGGCCAGGGACUGCUCUUGCCUUAGGCGGCAUCAUGCUCCCACCAUAGUAUGGAGAGAGUGAUGUAACUGAUUUGAAUUUUGUGACAGAAUUACUGAAGAACAAUGUUGUUUAUUAUUUUAUCAAGCAGUUCAAAUGACUAAAACAGUAAAGUGGCACACUCAACUUAGAAUUAAGAUCACAGUGUGUUCUAGUUACUUAUUUCCAAUUUAACAUGUAAGUACUCAAUAGUUAUCCCAAAUUGGUACUCAGUUUGUCUGGUGUUUGUGCACUGGUUUGGUUGAUGUAGCCAUGGUAUUGAAGCCUUACUGCUUAUUAUGUUCUCAUGUUUAGUAAGUUGUUGAACGCUUUGUAUCUAAUAAGUAGAUUUAAGUUGGUUUCUGUGAGUAUGAAGGCCCACCAUGUUAUGCAGGCAUGAGUUGGCUGACCUGAUUUUGCAGUUGUAUAUUUUGUGUGUAUUCUUGAGUAGCCUCAUAUGGUAUCCCGAGAGUUUGUGUUUGUGGGAAAAAUAUGUAUUUUACUUGAAUAUAGAAAACUGAUCUGGAUGGAUAUACUGUAGUAGAGAUAUUGGGACUGAAAUUAAAGUUUGAAUGAUGAUGAUAGUGGAUACACGCUUACUCUGUAUAAGUAACAUCUAAUUAAAAUAUGUAAAAUUAAAGUGUUCUCUGUGAUGUAUGCAGCAUUCCAAAAAAAUUUGUACGAUGGGUUUAGUUGGCAGAAAUUUAUAACCUAUGUUUUUUACAUUGUGUAUAUUCUGAGUGAUGCAUGAGUAGAGCUUCCUUUUGGUCACAGUAUGUUUUGGUUAAACAAGCCACGGGGUGUACAUUAUAAGAGUACUGUACUGUAUAAUAUUUAUAUACUCUACAGUACAGUAUGUAUAGAUGAAGAUGCAACUCGGUUGGUAAUGCAUUUGCCUCGCAAGCAAAAGAUUGUGGGUUUGAUUCCUGACUGAAGUGAUGGUUGGGAUCUCACCUUGUUCUCUACCCCUUGUGCACUUAGCAAUGAGCUCUGUACACCUUUAGAGUGCACUUAGCAAUGGUAAAAUAAUUCUUUGGUGGACAAGCUGACUAGGUGCCUGCCACAGCGGUGAGAUAACCUGCUGACUGCUAAGAAUCAGACUAACACCUCUCUAGCCACCCAUUAUCAUGGCAGGAAAUGGUUUAUGUGCAUAAUUGUUUUAAAUUUUUUUUUUUCAAGUUAUCGUUUUAGAUAUACCGGUACUGUAUGUGUAUUUCGGUUUGAGUGAUCAGUAAUUGAAGUUUAUCAAAAUAUUUGUUAUUUUAUAAUUGCAGUAUCUACAAUUAGUGUUUUAUUUAGUGGGCAGCUCACUUUUCUGACAAGUCAGGACCUUGUAAAUAGUUUUAAGUUCAUAGGCAAACGUCACACAAUUUGCAGGAAAUAAUUCCACGAAGAGUUUACAUCUUCAGCCUUAUUUGAGUGUGUUUUGCAUGUACUGAUUGGGUUUUGUGUUGUGGCUUGAGCAAAGUUUAGGGUACUAAAUACAAAUUGGUAGAACCUGAAGUACUUGUGGUAUAAUACUUGCUGCUUAAAGUGUUGCUGCAAGAUUCUAGAGGUGGCAACACCUCCCCAAAAACGGCAGUGUCCAGAUGAUUAUUAAAUCAGACAUAUUAUAGUAAUAUAAUAUCUGUAUACCUAGAGUUUGAUACAGGCGGUCUCCGAGUAAUGACCGUCCGACUUAUUAUCGUCCGCACUUACAAACAGGAACCAAAUACUGUACACUGUACAUCAUCCCCCCAAAAAUUUAUGUGUGGGAUAUUAAUUUUGUUUUGUGUGGUAAAGGUUGUGUUUUAACCUAACCUAAAUUAUGGAAUUAACUCUUUUCUGACUUCCCAACAAAUUGACUUAUGAUGAGGGUCCAGGAAUUUAUCCCUUUCGUAAGUUGAGGACUGCCUGUGACCACACUGGCAGCCUUGAUGUUAAGGUAGUCUCAAGUAAGCAUCACCACACAUUAAGGAGUAUAGGAAUGAAAUGUAGCUUUAAUGACCUACAACCUUGUGUAGCUAGUAACAGAUAAAGUAUUAGAGGAGUUGAGUUAGUAUUGGAGAACAGGCGGGGUAGGAUUAGUAUACUAAGCAAAUUUGACUUGAGAUAUAGUACCUAAGACACAGAUGGUGUAACUUUGGCAUGGGAUAUUAACCAUGUUCACAUUUGUGUAAAAAAUAUUUUCAUGUAUCGUCCAUCACAUGUAAAGAGUAAGGACAGGUGAAAAAAAAAAUGUACAUAACACUUCUUGUGAAAAGCAAGUACAGUGCUGUAAAUGAUAAACUAUCAAGUUCUCUUAAACUUUGCACAUACAAGGUAUAUGUUAAGUGAUAUUGUAUUGCAGAUAAAGGUCCAGUACCUUUAAGUUGGUUAUAUAUAUGUAAUCAUGAGACACUGUUGCUGUACACUAAUGAAUAGAAUGGUUCCUUAAAUAGAGCCACUUAGAGGUAACACCAUAUAAAAAACAGUCCUUUUGCAUAGACCCAAGACUGCUCGAGAUUUAAAUGAGAGUCCCAUAGCCUAAGACCCAUUAUGGGUCAGUUUGGAUAUAUCACUAAAUUGCUAAACAUUGGGUAAACUGAGGCAGUGUGCUGGUGCUGCAAUUUGCCACUUACACUUCCUCAGUUGUAAAGUUAGGUAUCCAUUCACAGUUGGGUGGAUUGGCAAUGCUUUGAGCAACUUUUAGGAUAGGAGGCAAGUGCUGGAACCAAUUUAUGUAUGGUAUUGUAUAAGAAAAUAGCUUUGCAUAAAGUGUGGCAUGAAGAGUUGAGGAUGGAAAAGUAUUGGGAUUUUUGUAUUUUGGGAUUGAUUGUUUGGAAACAACGGUGUCAACGAAUCUUGAUAUUUUUGAAGAUCUAUAUUAUUAAAAUUAGUUACCAUGGCUUAGCAGCAUUCUCCAAGUGGUUCAUUAUUCUUGUGAUCCUCGGAUAUUUUGAGUAGAUAAAUACAGUACACGAACACCUGCCAGAGGCUUGGGAGAAUAUACUUUUGUUUUAUAAUUUUAUAAUACAAGUUCGGUAUACUCGUCAUCUUUUGUAACUGUUGGUUGGAAAUUGAAUGACACUGCCAUGUUGGUGAUGUAUCAAUGUGACCCACUCACCAAGUGACAGUCUAUUAACAAACACUGAUUUUUGUUGAGGAUAUCAACAGUGAGCCGAGCCUAAUUGAUGGAUCAGUCUAAAAGCUGCUAUGGUAGACAUAUUGUUCUUAUUUUUCACUAUCAUUUUCAUUGUGACCUUGGGCUUGAGAUUUGAUUUGCAGGUCACUCAUUCAGUUGUGUGCAAUAAGAUAAGGUGGCUGAGCUGAGUCUCUCCUCAUUAGUUGUGGGUAUUUGUGAAUCAUUUGGGAUUGUACCACAGUGAAAUAUUCUAGUUAACAAAUUAAUGGUACAUCAUUAAGAAUUCAAGUUCCUGUGUGAAUGAUCAAUGUAUAUGGAAUAGAUUCUUAGAGCCUGCAGGUUAGAUGAUAAUGGAAGGCCUUCUGUAUUAAUUUCAUCUUUUAACAUAGUACUUUGGUGUUUCACUCUGAAAUUAUAUGAAAAAAAAAAAUCGUGAAAUAUAGCUUAAGGUUAUCACUGUUGCACCAAAGACUUUUUUAAAACUUUUGUUUGUUUAUAUUUUUUUACAUCUCCAUAUUGUUAGUAGUAAUGGAAAGUGGUUUUCAGUUACUGUCAGUUAAAUACAUUAUUGUAUACAUGUAUUGUGUUGUGAAAUACGGACAGAUAUAAGUCGCUCGGAGGCACACAAGUGUCGUGUACUGUACCUUUUUUUACAUUCGGAAAUUGUUUUGUGAUUUUGAUUAUGAAACAUGAUUAAGUAAUUUAUAUAUUAUUACAGUAUUUUUUGUAUAUUCUGUUAUCAAGCCAUUGAUAUCUAUAAAGCACAUAGAUUGAAAUAAACUGUAAACCACA